Messenger RNA from Aspergillus calidoustus, 708 nucleotides. NCBI's taxonomy places the organism in Eukaryota, Fungi, Ascomycota, Eurotiomycetes, Eurotiales, Aspergillaceae. The record is from the annotation of a GenBank genome assembly.
AUGCACCAAACCCUCCUCCUCACCACCCUAACAACCUUGCUCACUCUAAUAUCCGCAAUCCCCCUUUCCUCGUCAUCCCCCAACGCCAAUGCCAAAGCGAACCCAAACUCGAAAACCCCACACAUCCACUCCCUCAACGUCCCAUUGAGCCCCUCAAAACCCUCCCCAACAAUGCCCACGGGUGACAGCGUGGCAUCGACAAAGGCCUCCUCGCUAACCCACACCCUCGCAACGCUAAUCGCCCACGACGCAAGCGCUUCCUACGACCUGACGACGUGUCCGAUGACGCAUGCCUCGCGCCAGUGCUGUACAUCGAUUACGAAGCUUGCAGAUGAUACGACCUCUCAGCUUGGGGAUAUUGUGCCCUGGGUUUCGGGCGUCAAGGUUUCAAGUUUAAUUGGGUUGCAGUGCAAAGGAAUGGCCCGCGAAACACCAAACGACGAUUGCUACGAGAGCGUAAUGUGCUGCUCGGGUAACGGCGUGAGUGCGAAGGGUGCAGGCGCAGGCGGUAAUACCAAUGGGACUCCAGAUGGUUCACCGGCCCUCUUCAAGAGCGGCUGCAUCCCCUUUGACGAGGCAAUCGAGGAUAAGAAGAAGGCGAUUGAGAAGAGUAAGAGUGAGGUUAGCUUUCUGGCGGAGAUGAGUCCGACGCCGAGGCCGACUGCGUCUGCUUCUGCGUCUCCUACUGCGACGGCGGCGAGGGGGUAG